AUGGCGGUCCCCGGGUUGAGUACACCUGGUCUCCGGGUCCUAAGUAGGAGUUCGCGUCCCGGCAGAGUGUUCACUCGGUGCUCCAGGCCGUUUUGUUCUAGCGCUACUUCUGCUAGGCCACUGAAUGCUCAGAGAUUGGCGGAGAAGCUCCGAGCCCAGAAACAAGAGCAAAAGACGAAGAAAGUGCCGGUGCCUACAAACCCUGUACAGCGGAGGGUGCAGGAACUAGUGCGAUUCACACAGCAGCUACAGCGAGUUCACCCCAAUGUGCUUGCUAAGGAGCUGAGCCGAGGAAUUCUCUACCAGGACAAGGACCUUGUGGUCAUUAAUAAGCCCUACGGCCUCCCUGUCCACGGUGGCCCUGGAGUCCAGCUCUGCAUCAGUGAUGUGCUGCCCAUCUUGGCAAAGAUGCUUCACGGCCACAAGGCAGAGCCUCUGCACCUGUGCCACCGUCUGGACAAGGAAACAACAGGUGUCAUGGUGUUGGCUUGGGAGAAGGACAUGGCACAUGGAGUCAAGGAGUUGUUUAGAACCCGCCAGGUGGAGAAGAAAUACUGGGCUGUCACUGUGCGUGUUCCCACGCCCUCGGCAGGAGUCGUGGAUAUCCCCAUUGUGGAGAAGGAAGUGCAUGGACAGCAGCAGUAUCACAAGAUGACGCUGUCCCCAAGCUACCGUAUGGAGAAUGGGAAAGUGGUGAAGGUGCGAGCCAACCGCGAUGCCCAUGUUGCUGUAACUCAGUACCAGGUGCUCAGCAGCACUGCCAGCUGUGCCCUCGUGGAGCUGCAGCCUGUUACUGGGAUAAAACAUCAGCUUCGAGUUCACCUGUCCUUUGGGUUGGAUUGCCCAGUCCUUGGUGAUCACAAGUACUCAGACUGGAAUAGCUUGGCCCCUCAGAAACUUUCUGCUGGCACACUGAAGAGGCUGGGGCUCCAGCAGUCGAAGGCUCGCUACAUCCCACUUCACCUGCACGCCAAGCAGCUCGUCCUGCCUGCUCUGGGCUCCAGAACAGAGGAACUCCUCCUGUCCUGUAAGCUUCCUCACUUCUUUGCACGUUCUCUGCGCCGUCUGGGUUUAGAGAUCCCGAAUCAGGAUCAAAGCCAAGGCAACAAGGCCAGGCAUGUAGAGGCACAGUGAAGACUGCUGGGCAGUUUGGCCCCAGAGUGCUGCUGUAUUUAUUCCGUGGGUUCUGCUAACUUCUCACUUGGUACAGAUGACAGAAGAGCCAGGUGGGAGGCGGGGAAGAACCUUGGCCACUUCAGGACUUCUGAUGGAGAUGAAGUCUUACUUAGGGACAGUUUGGCUGUAAUGUGGAAAAGCCUGCUGGAAGUCUCUGCUCCUGCCUUUGCCAAGAUGAAAGAGAGCGGGCAGAUUGAACCAGUAAAGAGAACCAAGGGAUGAAGUCUGUGUCCAGGAACUGUCUUCAUCCAACAGGAAGGAAAGCUGCUGAGCUAUCAGGAGUGCCUCCUUGGAAAACAUGUCUUGGAUAAACAUGUAUCAUAGACCCACGGAUUUUGUCAACUAGAUCGUGGGUGCCACACUGCCCUAGCAAUGAACCUGUGAAAGGGUUGUUUAGGCAGGGUAAAUGACAGGCAGCUAAUAUGAGUGAGUGAAGCUGGCAGGGUGGAAGGCAGUGGCUGGGACAGGAGACCAAACACACAAACUGUCUUAAGGGUUAUUCACUCCAGUUGACUGUUGCCCUGGGGGCAGAUCUACUGUUUUCUUUUAGAGAAGUAUGAAACCC
Messenger RNA from Acomys russatus (golden spiny mouse), 1741 nucleotides. RefSeq names its product RNA pseudouridine synthase D4 (gene Rpusd4). Gene Ontology annotation, biological process: pseudouridine synthesis. NCBI's taxonomy places the organism in Eukaryota, Metazoa, Chordata, Mammalia, Rodentia, Muridae. Bases 1 to 1134 code for a protein of 377 amino acids. The record is from RefSeq and is a predicted model, not a curated record. The transcript has 7 exons. Gene Ontology annotation, molecular function: RNA binding; pseudouridine synthase activity.